AUGUUCCCAUCGUGCUGCUCCAAGACUUUGGAUAGCAGCGGGAAGAGGAGCUCCAUGGCCAAGCUUCUCCUGGGGGUGUUUAUAGUGUACAUGGCCCACACUGCUUGGCUGCUCUACCGAUUCCUCAAUACCAAACCCUGCGAUGAGGAACAAGGGAUGGGUUGCAUCGCUUCAUACCUAUCGGCCAGACCCAGACUGCAGCUGAGCGUGUUCACCUGCCUCGUUCCAGACAACAGUCAGCUCCACCUGGCACUAAGAAUGGAUCCAUUUGACCCUCACUCUACAUUUGAAAGGCAGGUGAACAUUCCACUGCCAGAAGAGACUCGAGCCAAUGGCAGUUUGUAUGCAAUGGUUUACGUUCACAAGGCUGGCCUUUCCCCUUUGGAGGAUAGCAGAGAAGUGCACCACGCAGCUCUGCUUACCACCCACAUCACCCCUGCAAAUGCAGAAGGCCACAGAGACACACAGAAGCAUCCAGUAUCCCACUGGAGACCCCACCUGUCAGUCACGAUGAUGUCAGAGGACUUCAGCUUCACCAAAGGAGGACUGCCCAGUGACAUGCAUCGCUACGUUAGAAUCUCACAGGAAGGAAGACGGAUCCUCUACCUUCCUCUAUUGCUGAUUGACGAGCUCAGCUUCAGAGUUAAAGAUCUCAUGGAGAUCAACAGAAGCACUAUCCAGCUUCCCCUCACUGUGUCGUAUGAGGGCAUUUCUCUGAGAAGAUUUCGAUUCUGGGUCCAUCUCCAGGAUGUGGUUUACUCCCUGCGGCAAUUUGGUUUUUCAGAAGAAUACAUUGAUGAGAUUAAAGGGACCCUGCUGGGCUCUAAUCUGUACCUCCUAGUUCUAACUGCCCUCAUCACAGCUUUGCAACUCAUCUGUGAAUUUCUGGCUCUCAAAAAUGACAUCAGCUCUUGGAGGAAAAAGAAGAGCAUGGCCGGGAUUUCCAGGAAAUCUAUUUUAUGGCGAAGUUUUGGCACUCUGCUGAUUUUCCUGCACCUGCUGGAGGAGACCAGUCUGCUGGUGCUACUUCCUGUUGGGCUGGCAGCUUGUGUGGAGGUGUGGAAGGUGUUUAAAGUAUUUCGUAUAAACAUGCACUGGGGACGACUCUGGGUAAACAAGCUGGAUGAAGAAGAGCGCCGCACAGUGGAGUUUGACAAACAGGCGUCCAGAUACUUGUCCUACUUGAUCUAUCCCCUGUGCAUCAGUGGAGCUAUUUUCUCACUGGCCUACUUGCGGCAGAAAAGUUACUUCUCUUGGAUGGUCAACAGCCUGGUAACAGGAGUUUACGCAUUUGGUUUCCUGUCUAUGGUUCCUCAGUUAUUUAUCAACCACAAGUUGAGGUCUGUGAGCCACCUACAGGGGGCAGUGUUAAUGUAUAGAGGAGUGAACACCCUCGUGACAGACCUGUGCUCUUGCGUCGCUAUCCUCUCCUCCUCUGAGGCCUUUUUGUCUUCUCUCCAACUCUCCUGUUUCAGAGAUGAGCUCUUUUUCCUCAUCUACCUCUACCAGAGAAGGCGUUUCGCUACAAAAGCCAAAAAAUCAGAGUGUGGAUCUCACAGCAAGAAAGUCAAGACUCAGUGA
Molecule: messenger RNA, 1581 nt
Organism: Nerophis lumbriciformis (worm pipefish)
Lineage: Eukaryota; Metazoa; Chordata; Actinopteri; Syngnathiformes; Syngnathidae
Source: RefSeq, a predicted model, not a curated record